AUGUCCGCGACGUCGUCCGUGGAGAGCGCGGACGUGGAGAGCGCGGCGAAGCGACGAUCGAUGCGUGGACACUCCUCGGACGCGUCGUGCGGGGAGAACGUGGACGUGGACGCGUCGACGGGGGCGAACGAGGACGAUGACGCCGAGUAUCCACAUCUCGCGCGCGGCGCGCUGGGGCGGGCUGGGGACGAUCGGGACGAGGGGCUGGUGCGGUGCACGACCCCGCUCCCGGUGCGAUUGACGAUGGAACUGAAUGUUGAGCGUGAACAGAACGCGUCGUACUCGGGGGUGAAGUUUAUCGCUCGAGCGACGGUGCGAGGGUGGAAAGAUGAACGCGACGACGCGCUCGAGGUGAGCCCGGUUCGCGGAGGCAUCACCAACGCCUUAUUCAAGGUGAGACGCGUGUCCGACGAUGAGACGACGGUCGAGGGACAGACCGUCGCUCGAAUGGUCGUCGUGCGCGUGUUUGGGAAGGGGACCGAGCGGUUCAUCACCCAUCGCAAGGUUCAAGGAGAGACGACGCACGUUUUGAACGAGCACGGCUUUGGGGCGAGAGUUUUGGGCGUCUUCGCGAACGGACUGGUGGAAGAGUUUAUCGAGGCGGAUAGCAUCGCGCCGGAAGAGCUUGCUAGUGGCGGUGCGCUGCUCCGACGGGUCGCUCUGCAGAUGAGACGUCUGCACAAAGAAGUGCAUCCAGACCUGGCGCCUCGCGUCGUUCGAGCGGGCGGCAUGGAGCACUCGCGCGCGCACGCCAUCUGGGACACCUUGCAGCUUUGGUUUGAUCUGGCAUACGGCGUGACGAAAGAUCAUACAGUGUUCAAGGGCGAUAGCGCCAAGCGAGCCGUGCUUGAAGGUUUAAAGAUUGACGACGAAGCGCGUCACCUCCUCUUCGAGGUGGUUCGCGAGAGGUGCGACAAAGUGAACAGCCACACAGUUUACUGCCACAACGACAUUCACGCCGGAAACUUCCUCAUCAACCGUCAGACGGACGACUUGACCCUGAUCGAUUACGAGUACGCUGACUACGGUCCUCGAGCGUUCGAUAUGGCAAACUUAUUUUGCGAGUUCGCCGGUUUCGAGUGCAACUACGAUCAGUACCCCGAGCACACGCUCCGUCGGGAGUUUUACUCAUCUUAUUUGGGAGUUCCCUCGUCGUCGGCGGACGUCGAUUCGCUCGAGGAGGAGGUUGCGGCUUGGACUCCGGUGACGCACGCCUUCUGGGCCCUGUGGGCGGUGAUUCAAGCCAAAUAUAGCUCGAUUGAUUUCGACUUUUUGGGAUUCGCCGACAUGCGGAUGAAGGCUUUUCGCAGCUCCGCCGCGGACGCGUCGCGUUGGGUGCCUACGAACGCCGCCGUAGGACGCGGCGCGGGUGAGUACCCGCAGGGUUGGAAUGUCACCGCGGAGGGCACCUUGUAA
Ostreococcus tauri is the source of this 1416-nucleotide messenger RNA. Its product is annotated as Choline/Ethanolamine kinase. Gene Ontology annotation, biological process: phosphatidylethanolamine biosynthetic process; phosphatidylcholine biosynthetic process. The transcript has a single exon. Gene Ontology annotation, cellular component: cytoplasm. Gene Ontology annotation, molecular function: choline kinase activity; ethanolamine kinase activity. The record is from RefSeq and is a predicted model, not a curated record. Bases 1 to 1416 code for a protein of 471 amino acids. Lineage: Eukaryota; Viridiplantae; Chlorophyta; Mamiellophyceae; Mamiellales; Bathycoccaceae.